AUGGCAAUCAAAGUUCAUGGAUUGGCAUUGUCCACCUGCACUAUUCGUGUCCUUCUCUGCCUUCAUGAAAAGGGUCUCGAAUACGAGCUUGUCCCUGUUGAUGUUUACAAUGGCGACCACAAGAAACAGCCAUAUUUAUCCCUAAAUCCAUUUGGGCAGAUUCCUGCACUGGAAGACGAAGAUAUCAAACUCUUUGAAUCAAGAGCCAUCUGCAAGUAUCUGGCAAAGAAAUACAAUGGCAAAGGAACAGAUUUGUUAAGGUCAAGUAGUCUAAAGGAGUCUGUAAUUGCAGAGACUUGGAUGGAAGUGGAGGCUCACCAGUUUAAUGGUCCAAUGCAAGCACUUAUUCACCAGUUAGUGAGGAAUCCACGAAGAGGGGAAGUUCCUGAUGAGAUGAUUGUGGAAGAUGGACUGGAGAAACUGGGGAAAGUUCUUGAUGUCUAUGAAGAAAGAUUGUCAAAAUGUAAAUAUUUGGGAGGUGAUUUUUACACCAUGGCUGAUUUAAACCAUGUACCAUUUCUUUUAUAUUUCAUGAAAACUCCUAAAGCCAGCAUUGUAACUUCUCGUCCCCAUGUUAAUGCUUGGUGGAAUGAGAUUUCUGCCAGGCCUGCAACCAUUAAAGCUUCAGAAGGCAUGCUAUUGAGCUAGGAAUAU
Mangifera indica (mango) is the source of this 654-nucleotide messenger RNA. RefSeq names its product glutathione S-transferase F13-like. NCBI's taxonomy places the organism in Eukaryota, Viridiplantae, Streptophyta, Magnoliopsida, Sapindales, Anacardiaceae. The transcript has 3 exons. Gene Ontology annotation, molecular function: glutathione transferase activity; glutathione binding. The record is from RefSeq and is a predicted model, not a curated record. Gene Ontology annotation, cellular component: cytoplasm. Bases 1 to 648 code for a protein of 215 amino acids.